CUUACACAUUAAGUUUUGCCAAUAAAGAGUGUGUGAUUUUUAUGUUUUACAUUUGACGAGUAUUCAUACAAUUUGAGAAAUGAUCAUAUAUACUUACAUAUGUAAAUAAGUACAUACAGUACAGACAUUCUCUGCUGUUGCAUGAGAUUUUAUACCUUUAUUAAGCAUUCACCAUUUUUCGACUUCUUGUAUUAAUGUAUAUUUGCAUAAAAGUUCAAUUGUAAUGGAUUGUACCAAGAAAGAGUGUCACAUACAAAUAAUGAGUAAAGGACAAUUCUCCCCAGUUAAUAAACUUACGCAUACAAAAUCAACACAAGGAAGAAAUUUAACAGGUUCUGCUCGCCAUAUACGAGAUUUAAUUGCAGAUAUUCAUAAAAAUAUACAAAUUUGGAAUACACUUCAUUUAGAAGGAGUAACAUUACUAAAUAACAUAACUCAAGCGAAACAAGAUGAAUCUUAUUCUGAAAUUUUGCAAGAACAAUGUGAUAAAUUGGAAAUUAUUUGUGAUGGAUUGGACGAUAUUGUAAAAAAUUUUGCUCAAAUUGAACAACAGAUGAAAUUAACAGCUUCUUUAGAAACUAGCAAGGACAAGUUAUUUACAACAUGGCCUAGUUCAAAAUUUGGACAAGUUGCAAAAUCAAUAUUUAGUUUAUAUUCUAAUGAAGCAAAAGUGAAGCGUGCAAUUUUGGAAGAUACAGCGCAUUAUUAUACAGAAUCUUGGAAAAUGUUGUUCCUUGCUAGUUGGGUGCAUCAACCAUUAUUGCCAGAAAAUCUAACAACAGUCUUAGAAUCAAUGUUAAUAGAGAGUGGACAUAGGUAAUUAAUUAUUGGUGAUAUAAAUUUUGAUAAAUAGAAAAUUAAUAAUUUUCACUGUACAUAAAUGCUAUAACAAUGUGGAUGGAAUUAUUUUUUUGAUGUUUAAAGUAUUUUCAAUGAUUUAGUAUUUCAUACAAAAGCUGUAAAUAAUUCACGUUAAUUCAUUACUACUUAUAAUCUGUAAUAUUUUUGUUGUCGUUACAAUGAAAUUAUUGAUAUAAUAUAAAUACACUUUUUAUUUUA
This is a messenger RNA of Bombus huntii, 1059 nucleotides long. Its product is annotated as cyclin-dependent kinase 2-interacting protein-like. The record is from RefSeq and is a predicted model, not a curated record. The transcript is spliced from 6 exons. Lineage: Eukaryota; Metazoa; Arthropoda; Insecta; Hymenoptera; Apidae. Bases 224 to 820 code for a protein of 198 amino acids.